Diachasma alloeum is the source of this 7659-nucleotide messenger RNA. RefSeq names its product fasciclin-2 (gene Fas2). Gene Ontology annotation, cellular component: membrane. The transcript has 7 exons. Gene Ontology annotation, biological process: cell adhesion. Gene Ontology annotation, molecular function: protein binding. NCBI's taxonomy places the organism in Eukaryota, Metazoa, Arthropoda, Insecta, Hymenoptera, Braconidae. The record is from RefSeq and is a predicted model, not a curated record. The coding region runs from base 296 to 2599 and encodes 767 amino acids.
GCGUGACGACAACACUACCGUGACCGUGUGCGCAGUCGAGUCCCCAAAGCGCCGAGUCGCGGUACAUUCUCUUUCAUUGACGAACAAAUAAAAAAAAUAACCCAGUGAGUCAGUCAGUACCGAUUACACCGAUGUAUCGGCACACCUAUUAGAUCACCCAGUUAUCCAGUUCUGUUGAGUGUCAGUGCACCGAAUAAACUCAAAAUAUCGUGUGUUUGUCAACACCAGUUGAUCGUAAAGAAUUGUUACUUGAAAUUCUGGUUUGUUCGGCGAGUUUUAAGAACAAGUUGAGACGAUGGCGAGUUUAUGUGGGCGUGCAACAGCCGUUGCGAUCCUCGUGCUGCUAAACCUAGUUUCAGCAUUAACGAAUGGACAGUUUUUGGAAAUUUUACCACCUGGUGAUCCUCAGUCGAGGCCAACAGGGAGUAGGCUUAUGCUAACGUGUAAACAGACUGGCGCUGAUCCUAAUCUCGUUACAAAUCUUCAGUGGUUGGAUCCGAACAAUAGGGCUAUCGAAUCUCGGAGCACGUUCCAAUCAAAAACGGGUUCACCCACACCUGGUUUGUACACCGAGCUGCAUCAGGACGCGAGUUUGUCACUCGUGUUCAAUCCACUGAGGGAUGAACAAGCUGGAACGUACACCUGCUCGGCGAAUUACGCUAAUGAACCGUUCAAUAAGUCGGUUCAGGUUGAUGCUAUUGACGCUCUAAAAUGGCUGGACGCCCCCGAGCACCAAUUCGCGAUCCUCAACGAGGAAGCCCUGAUAAAAUGUAAAGUGACAGCCCGUCCGGCGCCCACCGUAACCUGGCUGAAAGACGACCAACCGAUCUUCACGAACGACCACUACAUCGUGGAAACUCACGCCCUCAAAAUCACCAACGUCCAAAUGGAGGACCAAGGUGUCUACACAUGUCAAGCCGCAGUGGUUCGCUCCGGAGAAUUCGACGAACGCAAGAUAUCCGUAGAGGUUCACGAAAAACCCAAGAUCGAAGAACGGCAAUCGCAAGUGGAGAUUGUGGAAGGCAAGACAGAGACAAUAGCCUGCAAGGCUCGAGGCAUUCCACCCCCUCGUUAUUCAUGGGUGAAAUCCCUGACCAAAGAAAACCUGACAACAGUAGAUCGCUUCAGAGUGGACUCGGAGGAAGGAAUUUUGACCAUCAACAAUGUGAAUCGCGAGGAUUCUGGGGAGUACCAGUGUAUCGCUGAGAAUGCAGCUGGAAUUGCGAGCUUAGAUAUUCGAGUAGAUGUGAUGUCGAAGCCGAAGAUCAUGGAAUUCUUGAACAGAACGAUGCCAGUGGGCAAACAGGUGGAGAUCACGUGCAAAGCAUUUGGUCGUCCUCCACCGGAGGUCACGUUCAGAAAGCACACGACUGUGAAGCCUUUCGUCAAGGGUCUACAGCCUGAAGACGACAGAAUCCAGCUGCAAGCCAUGUACGAUAAUCAGAGAGGAGAAACUGUUGCCAGCUUGACCAUUCAGAAUAUAUUGAGAAAGGACGAUGGAUUGUACGAGUGCAUCGCAACAAACAAAGUCGCAACUGCGUAUAAGAAUGGACACUUGACUGUUGAGUUCCCCCCGUCCUUCGAGUCCAUGGAAAAUCAGACGAUGUGGUCGUGGGAACAGAGGCCUGUCAAUCUAACUUGCAUUGCUGAAAGCAUCCCCAAUGCCACGAUCAGGUGGAUGUUGAAUGAUAGAGAAAUCGAGAGGUUGGACAUUGGUAACUCGUUUAGGAUCACUGGGAAUGGACCUAUCAGCACACUCACUGUGACGCCGAAUGACAUAAGGUUCUAUGGAGAUUAUAAGUGCGUGGCCAGCAAUAUUCAUGGGAAACGGGAGAAGCUUAUUGUGCUGAGGGAGGCUGGCAGACCUGGAACUGUUCUCGAGUCCAGGAUGGCGGAGUUGACUGCAACCACUAUUUCGUUUAGUAUUCUUCUACCACCCACUGAACCUGAACUGCCGCUACAGACUAUUACGGUUCAGUAUAAGGAAGUCAAUCAGAACUGGCCGGAGGCGAAGAAUAGGACUUGGUCGAUAAACUCGCCAUACGUCCUAGAGAACUUGAAACCAGAGACGAACUAUGAAUUUAGAUUCCGCGUGCGUAAUCAGGUAGGUGAGAGUAACUGGGGUGGAAACCUCGUGCAGAUCACACCUCAGCGUACGAUUCCAGCAGCUCCGAAAAUGAAAAUGCGAAAGGACAAUGCUAAUUAUGACGAGUCACUCUAUGCGCAUCAGUACGAAGUGCAGUGGAUUGCUCCAUCAGACAAUGGUGAGCCCAUUCAGGACUACGACGUUCGCUGUUGCGAGAUGACACGUAUAGACGAUGAAUUCAAGGUGCUCGAGGGCACAUGUAGAAACGAACCACUCAAAGGUCUCAGACUGAAACAUUGGCUGAAAAAUCUCAAGCCAAAUACCUUCUACCGGGCUGACGUCAGAGCCCGUAAUAUCAUUGGCUACGGAGAUCCAGGCUUCGUCCUAUUCAAAACUGCAGCAGAAUCAACCGGCAGCACUGCGGACUACUCGAUAGUAUCUGCUGGGGAUACUGCCAAGCCAAUCCUUCAUGCAAUUGUCACGGCUAUUGCGUUAAUCUCAUUAGUGUUCUAGAGUUGAUGUUCAAUAAAUACGGGGGAAAAUGCAUAAACAACAGUUUGAAACAUUGUACACUUGACAGUAACCGAUCGAACAAAUUCGCUUGAAGUGAAGAAGACACUUAUUCAUCGACAAAGUACAAUAACAGUUAAUUUUUAAUUAUGUUGGGAGUCGAAUGGCAAAAUGAAAUGAGUCGAAAAUUCAUAGAUCAACAUUUGGCUGAUAUCUCCGGAAGAGAGAAGUUGAGAAAAAAAGUCGUGCGACUUCUCGUUUAAAAGCAUUUGCAAAAUAUUCUGUAGCAAAUUUCUAGGCUUUAAGCUUGCAGACAAUCUUGCAAACAUCUUGCCAGUAAACCUUUCUUCAGAGAAUUUCUUAUGACGUUUUUCUCCAGACUCAUUAGUGUCUGAGUUAUGAACCAAAAAAUUCUAUGACAUUUUCGGAGAUAUCUCACCAUUUUACCAUUCGUCAUAAUUCCACAACAUCAUAACUCUCAUCAGAACAUAACGUCGAGUGGAACAAACAGUUGAACACGUUCCACAAAAACCAACACUAAAGAUAAAUGUAAAGUAGGAUUAAUUAGGAUGGUACGUUAAUUACAUUCCGAGAACACGUGAAUAGGUGAAAUUCCAUACCAAGUAUUUCGGGGGUAUAUGUGAAAUUAAUCAUGAGUCGAUGUUUUUCGAUAAAAUAUUGGUGAUCAGUAUCAAAUAACUGUAUUACUGCAUUUGUACUAAUCAACAUUGUUGAAUGCUCAUCUUUAAAAAAAGCCAAACGUACUGGUACGUUACUUUCGUCUUUGGUAUUUUCAUCUGCAACUUCGAUAAAAUUUAGCACAUUCAAUUGCUAAUUAUCUUCUUGUGAAACUCGUCGCGGCGACGAAACGAUGACAUUUAAUCGUACCGCGAUUGAUGGAAAAUUAUUAAUCAUUGGGAUAAAAUGUUCAGUUGCUGCCUUGCAUUGCCAAAAAAUGCCUGAUUGCUUGUUGUUAAUUCAUUGGCAACGUGACAAUAUUUUUUAUAAAAUUACUAUACACUCGAAACGAGAUUCAACGAUUUAGACUUAAGAUCGAACAUUUGGAUUUUUUUUUGUUAAUUUUCGUUUCUUUGGGAUCUUUAUCUUGAUUCUGGUUCUGUUAAAAAAUCAUUUGCAUGUAUCGAAAAUCCGUUUUUAUCGGACAAUACGAUGUGAGUGUUCCUUUAGGUUAUUUUAAUUCUAUUAUUUGUACACUGUUAGACCAAAGUCGUCUGUGCUAAUUUCACGGUGCAUUUUCGAUUCUUUUUUUUUAUUGGAAUGUUGUGCAGACCAUUCGAUACAGUGUACAGACAUUGAAUGCAGAUGGGACUCAUUCCAAUGCAGUGUUUUUGUUUUGGAUGGGAGGGGGACAAAGUGAACUUUUUUUUUUCGCUUCGAAUAAGUUUGAAUUGGCGGAGUCGAAUCUCACGAGCUCUACCUCAUUUCAAAGUACUGUUUGUGCUGUGAAAUGAAACAAAAUUUGUCAAGAAAAUAUGUAAUCGGAGGAAUGACCUGUUUUUCCCUCUCCUACUCCACUUUUUCUAAAUUAUCUUUUGGGGAUUACUAGUUUGCUUGAUUAGUUCAAACGAAAUUACUAGAAUAAGAAACAUAAACAUAAGUGUUUAGUGCGCAUGAUCUGUGAGUAAUGAAUAUCAAUUAUGUUUAAUUAAUUAUUUAGUUUUAAAUGGACCCUAUGAUUUAGUUUAUUUUUUCAUUAUCAUUCAUCAAUUUCAUUGAUAGAGAGAGAGAAUUAUUAAUAAUAAUUUAAUGAAAUCCGAGCUCUUCAUUAUUUCUAUUUAGUUAAUUGGUAACUAAUAACGAGGGUUAAAAAUCUGCAUUGAAGUGAUCUGUUUUACCGAGGUAAUCCAACAAUUCACAACAAUGAUUGUGCAAUUAAAAUUUCUUGAGCCAAAUGUCAACUUUUUUUCUUGACAUUUCGUCUCAAAAUCAUUCACUACUAAAAUAGUUUCACAAUUACUACUUCAGUGCAGAAGUAUUUGCAUGGCACGUGCGUUAUCACAGUUAUUUUAUCACUUCAUAAUCAUCGAAACCGAUCAGUCAACCGAAGUAUUGAAUUAUUCGUCGCGGCGAGUCGUCGUGUGCCCAGUGACAAUAAAGAAUUGCCUAAAAAGAUGAAUAAUAAAUUUUUCAAUUUUUCACUUGAAUAAGAAGAAAUCCCAAAAACCACUAAUAUUCAUCUUUUUAUUCGAUUCACCUAAAGACGCAUUGAGAAACCUUAUACAACCGAGCCAACCGAGUUAAAAUAUUUGAUUUAUGAAUAUGAAUAACAGACUCGGAGAAUGCAUUUAGCCAUAGCGAAGGGGUUUGUUUAUUGUGGCGCUUCGCGCAAUUACAGUCAAACGCGGUAACUGAGGAAGUAGUAUACGUUAUAAAGAGUGGAAAGUAGAAAAAACAGGAAUGAACAGAAAAAAACAGAGAGAGAGGAGGAGAGAAAAACGAGGAAAAGGGCUGAAAGGGUUUUGCGUUUAUGCUCGGGAAGCGUUCGCGCGUUUGACAAUGGCCGAUUUUUUCCCUAAACCACCCCCACCCCCCACCCCCUCCCGGCCGACCGUUAAUGACGACGGAGGAAGAGGUAGAACAAACAGGGAGCCAAGGAAAAGUGUAAAAAAACAUUGCGGAAUCCCAACUUCUGUGACUAUUUCAAUUUUUUUUCUUUUAGUUUUCUGGUACUGCAGUUUCGAUUGUUUUCUUCUACAAUGAAAAAUCCACUGGGACUCACAGUCCAUUCUGCGUACAUCGCCGUACGUUACUUUUACGUGUAUAAAUAGUCGUGUACAAUUUUAGAUGUGGGGUAGGAAUACGAUCCAAAAGAGAAUCUUGGCACUGGGAGAUAUUAUCCUCGGUCGAAUGGUGAUGUCUAAUGGUUCGAACCAUCAAAUUAAUUUGAUUUCAGAAUAGAUGGGAUUUUGGGUGAUAGAAGAGAGGGUUUGAGGCAGACUAGGGCGAUUUUGAUGAUCAAUUCAUUAAAGUUGAAAAAGGGAAAUUUGAUAAAUUUUUGUGUGUUUUCAAAAUCGUUUUUUUUUGGAAAUGCAAACAAGAUCAUCUUGUUUUCAUUGUUGGAUUCGGAUGUAUUGAAGAUUUUUUAAGAGAUUUUUUGAGAACUUUUUUCCAGAGAAAAUUAGAAUAUUCGAAAACAAUCCUCGAAAAACCAUCAACAAUUGCACUCAAUUAAUUUAAUAUUCAUUUAAUUGAAUUUAUCUUUAAUCAAUUUUGUUGGGUCAACAUCUUUCGAUCAUGGAAGGAUAGCUAAGUCUUCUUUCAAACCGUUUCUGUACUUGAGAGAAAAUUAAGAGCUGCAAAGGAAAAGUCAUUAUGAUUUUUUUAUGUGUACUGAUUCCAGUAUUUUUUGCUCAAAAUUAAUUUGUUCUUGAAAACAUUAUCAAUUCACCUGAGAGGGUUCACGGAAAGAAAAAGUGUGGGGCUGAAUAGGUCGAUUUUGAUAACCGAUAAAUUGAAAUUUAGAGAAUGAAAAUUGAUAAAUUGUUCUUUAUUUCCAAAAUCUUUUCUAUUAUGUUUGAGAAUGAAGAAAAAUCAUCUCAUCAGUAUCAUUAGGCUCGAAAAUAUUAAAGAUUUCUGAGAAGCUUCAUUUUUUCUCACUCCCACAUUUAAAAGCCAAAGAAAAUAAGAGGAUUUUUAGAAAAUGCUUUUCUCAGAAAAAAUCAGAAUCGUUGAAAAAUCAUUAAAAAGGGUGUCACACAGGUUUUUCGGAUUUCUUAAAAAUAUCUUGCAAUCAAAAUAAUAGAAAUGACCAAAUCGCUACAGAAACCUUUUCUGUUCUCGGCAAAAAAUCGUGGAUUCCGAAAAAGUCAUUACGAAUUCCUCUAUCUCCCCAGCCUCAUAUCUCUCAAAAAAUGAAAAUAUCGAGAGGAAACGGUGCUUGUCUGGACUUCUUUGACGUUUUACUGAUUAUUUAUGAAAAUUUAUUUAAAAUCACUAUUCAUGCUUCAACUGUGUCAAACGUCCUUUGGAUUAUUUUAUGCUGAGAAAGUGUUGGCCCGAAUAAGUUGUUUUUGAUAAUCGAUUAAUGGAAAUUGUGAAAAUGAACUUUGAUAAAUUCUUCAAUCCUUAUUUUCCAAAUCCUUUCCAUUGUGAUAGAGAAUGCAGAAAAAUCAUCUCAUUAGCAUCAUUAAAUUCGAAAAUAUUGACGAUUUUUGACAAAUUCCAUUUGUUCCGACUCCCAUAUUUUAAAAUCCAAAGAAAACAAGAGGAUUUUCACAAAAUGCUGUUCUCAGAAAAAAUUCGAAUCGUUGAACAAUCAUUAAAAAUUGUAUCACACCGGUUUUUCCGCUUUCUUAAAAAUAUCUUGCAAUCAAAUCAAUAGAAAUGACUAAAUCGCCAUAGUAACCUUUUCCGCUCUGGAAAAAAAAUCGUGAACUACGAAAAAGUCAUUACGAAUUCCCCCAUCUCCCCUAGCCCCAUAUCUCCCAAAAAUGAACUUGCCCUUAGAAAUAUUAUCAUCACUCGAAUUGUCAGAUUUAAUGACUACCUCAUUAAUUCACUCCCUCCACGUCGAUGAAACCCUCCUCAAAUGAUCCCUUCACCGGGUCAAAAGAAAUUCUUUCUCCCCUUAAUACAACAUUCAACCUUUGAUCUCUAACGAUAUUAAUACUUUCUCGAGAAAAAUAACACCGUCAAAGGAGAGAAAAAGUCAAAGAACCACCAAAAGACCAACUCAACCCUUUUCACCGUUUUACUCUCAUCUUGAUAGCACACCGCAUAUGCAUCCAUUCAGAGAAGAAAAAAAAACAAGUCGUCGUUCAUAAUAUCCAUAAUUUUCAUUUUAUUUCCCCUCUGUAACUCAAGCCUAUUAUACAUAAAUAUUAUUAUACAUGUAGAUGUUAUGUAUGUAUGCAUAAAGGUGUUUUUAAAAAACGCUCUUAUUUAUGAGAAUGAGGGUUUCAUUUUGAAGAUAGUUUUCUCACUCCUAUUUUUCUCUUUUAUGUUCACGAGAAAGGAAAACAUAAAACAUUAUAUUAUUGUACAUACAUUAACAACGAUAAAAGAAAAAAAGAAGAUAAAUAUACAAUAAGUGUCAAAAAGUG